AGAAGGGAGGCACCGUAUAAAACAACAGCGAGCUGAGGACCGACCGAUCGAUCGAUCGUAAAAGAGAGCGAGAGCGAGCAGCCUAUAGCGAUAGCGACAGCCAGCAGCAAGAACGCGCGCGCGCGCGGGGGCGAGGGAGAAGGCCGGGCCGGGAGGAAAGCGAGCUAGGCAUGGCCGACCACCACGGGCAGCCGCCGGGCGGCGGCGGCGGUGGGGCGGAGGAGAUCAAGGAGCAGGACCGGCUGCUCCCCAUCGCCAACGUGGGGCGCAUCAUGAAGCAGAUCCUGCCGCCCAACGCCAAGAUCUCCAAGGAGGCCAAGGAGACCAUGCAGGAGUGCGUCUCCGAGUUCAUCAGCUUCGUCACCGGCGAGGCCUCCGACAAGUGCCACAAGGAGAAGCGCAAGACCGUCAACGGCGACGACGUCUGCUGGGCCUUCGGCGCACUCGGCUUCGACGACUACGUCGACCCCAUGCGCAGGUACCUCCACAAGUACCGCGAGCUCGAGGGCGACCGCGCCGCCGCCGCCGCAUCCUCCCGCGGGGGCGGGCCUCCCGGCCCGGACCACCCCUCCACCUCGGGCGGCCCCGGCGCCGGGGCCGGACCCGGACCCAGCGGCGGCGGCGGCGGUCAUUUCAUGUUCGGCGCCAUGGACAGGAGCGAUAACAACAGCUCCAGGCCCUUUUAAUCCAUCUUGAUUAUUAGCUUCUUGUUCAAGAGUUUAUCAAUUUCUAUCUACUCAUUUUUGGAGAGGUGACUAGCUAGCAAGGGGUGAGUCGUCUCCUACGUAUCCAAGCCAAGCUAUAUAUACAUAUAUAUAUAUUCCUCAUUAGUGGUAGCGGCAGCAGUAGCUACGAGAGCAAGUAGAGUAGUUGUUCUUGCUUUUGAUCUGGGAUGUAUUGUUCAUGUGUGAUGUUGAGAGGUAGCGUAGAUGGAGGGGAACACCAGGAGAUCGAGGAAGAAACUAGCUAGGAUCGAUGAAGAUGGAGACCAGGGGGUGUAAUUAAGCAGCGUAACUUGAGUGCACGCUAGCUUGAUCGAUGAUUCGGUCUCUGAUUUAAUUGCCAUCAGAAUGUUGAUUUGCAUGGUGAAGCAUGAAGCUGAUCUACACACUAAUGGAUCGGAUACGUAGCUCAAUUUUUAGUCUAUUUUUGUAGCCGGCCGGUAAGAAUAUUCUGGAUUCAAAUACUGUUGAUGCUCUUGGCUGCUGAUUCA
Setaria italica (foxtail millet) is the source of this 1213-nucleotide messenger RNA. RefSeq names its product nuclear transcription factor Y subunit B-1. Lineage: Eukaryota; Viridiplantae; Streptophyta; Magnoliopsida; Poales; Poaceae. Gene Ontology annotation, cellular component: nucleus; CCAAT-binding factor complex. Gene Ontology annotation, biological process: regulation of transcription by RNA polymerase II. The coding region runs from base 171 to 686 and encodes 171 amino acids. The transcript has a single exon. The record is from RefSeq and is a predicted model, not a curated record. Gene Ontology annotation, molecular function: DNA-binding transcription activator activity, RNA polymerase II-specific; protein heterodimerization activity; RNA polymerase II cis-regulatory region sequence-specific DNA binding.